Opisthocomus hoazin is the source of this 624-nucleotide messenger RNA. NCBI's taxonomy places the organism in Eukaryota, Metazoa, Chordata, Aves, Opisthocomiformes, Opisthocomidae. The record is from RefSeq and is a predicted model, not a curated record.
AUGGAAACACUACAGUCAAAAAAUGAAAUCCUGUGGUCCAUCAAGUCAGUAGACGGUCUAGAGUCUCGUUUUAAGAACAAGUCAAGCUACAUGCGAUACAGUUGUGAAAGCAGAAUACGAAGCUACAUGAGAGAGGUUAGUGGUUUUACUUCAAAUGUUCAUCCCACAGCAAGAGAUGCAUAUAAAAGGAUAAUUGACCUGAUGUCAGAUAAACUGAAAUCCGUGAAAUACAACGGGUGCUACUUUGACAGAAGAGCGGAGGAGGCAGCCCGCCUGUGCACGACGGAGGGAUGGUUCUCUUGUCAGGGACCUUUCGACAGAGACGACUGCCCAUGUAAGCAUUCUAUCAACCCCUACGGUAACAGGGAAAGCAGAAUCCUCUUCAGUACCUGGAAUCUCGAUCACAUAAUAGAGAAGAAACGUGCUGUCGUCCCAGAACUGGCAGAAGCUGUCAAAACACGAGAUGGAAGAGAAGUGAACUGGGAAUACUUCUAUCAGCUGCUGUUUACCGUGGAAAAUUUAAAACUUGUACAUAUUGCCUGCCAUAAGAAAACCAACCACAAUCUCAGCUGUGACAAAACUAAAAUUUACAGAGAAAGGAAGCAAACCCACAAGAUUUCAUAG